GCACGCACUUCCGGUUAAUGUUAGCAACUAAACGUAGCACGAUAGACUGUCUGGAUUUUUAGAUCUCAUGCAAAAAGUUAGAUGAGCAGCAAAUAACCGCAAUUCCAUCUGCAUAUUUAUUGGCAAAAGCGUACUGCAAUCCAGAAAUCCGGAAAUCCAGAUGAAGCUUCAGGAUGUCUAGAUAUUCAAAUAAUUUUUCCAACAAUAUUUUGCGUCAAAAAAACUCCAGCUCUACUACUUUGAAUGCUAUGGGUGAAGUAUCGCCUGGUAUGAGGUCUGGAGAUGACCGGGUGGUCUUGGACGUUUCGAAAUUAGACCAAUCCAUUGAUCCAAACCAAAGCAUGAGUCGACCUGAGGUGAAACUACUUUACAUAAACAUAUCCCAUCUUCCCUCUGUUGUACAGUUUUCUUUACUGACUACAGCAGCUUUCGGAUUUUACCUCGUCUACGGCUACAUACAGGAGCUAAUAUUUCGUCUGGAAGGAUUCCGGCCAUUUGGAUGGUAUUUGACCCUUGUCCAGUUUGCUUUUUACACAAUGUUUGGAGUGGUGGAACUACAAUUUAAAGAAGACAAAACCAGAAGGAUUCCACUAAUGUAUGCUAUUCUAGCCUUUCUGACUGUGGCCACCAUGGGUUUGUCUAACACAUCCGUCGGCUACCUCAACUAUCCAACACAAGUCAUCUUCAAGUGUUGCAAACUUAUACCUGUUAUGUUGGGCGGGGUCAUUAUCCAGCGUAAACGCUACAGUUGUAUCGAUGUGGCUGCUGUCUUGUGUAUGUGUGUUGGACUGAUUCUGUUCACCUUGGCUGACAGCAGCGUCUCACCAUCAUUUAAUACCUAUGGUGUCAUCUUAAUAUCACUGGCGCUUUGUGCUGAUGGCGCUAUAGGAAAUGUUCAGGAAAAAGCAUUGAAGCAGUACAGCAGUAGCAAUUCAGAAAUGGUGCUGUAUUCAUACUCAAUAGGAUUUCUGUACAUACUAGUGGGUCUUACCCUCUCACAGUCGUUACUACCAGCCUACACAUUCUGUAAAGAUUAUCCUAAAGAAACAUAUGGGUAUGCUCUGAUAUUUUCUGUGUUCGGGUACCUAGGGGUAAAUGUUGUUCUCAGUCUGGUGAAAACAUUCGGAGCCUUGAUAGCAGUGACAGUGACGACAUGCAGGAAGGCUGUGACAAUUAUCUUAUCCUUCAUGUUUUUCACAAAACCAUUCACAUAUCAAUAUAUUUGGUCCGGUCUGAUCGUGAUUGCUGGGAUUUAUUUAAACGUGUACAGUAAAAACAAAGUGAAAAUAGACUCCGCAAUGUCUAGUGUCUGUGAUUGUCUGCUAACAAAGUUCAGAGUUAAAAAAUCCUACAAACCGUUCACUAGUGCCUUAACAGAUGUAUAAUGUAAAAUUUAUAAAUUAUGGUAAUGGUUGGUUCCUGGUUUCAUUGAUAUUUCCUUUCACUGCCGUAAUCUGUGUUCCGUGGAUGCAAGGGGAUGGCUUUUUCAACCCUUAUCUUAUUAAGUGUUUUUAAUCCUUUUUAUCCAGCACCAGAACAUUUACCAAGUCAAACAAGCUACCUGGAAUGAACUUGCUUACAUGACAAUUGAGGGUCCCUUGGGUUGUAGGCACUUUCUGUUAUCUUCAAUUCUGUGCUACUAUUCCUGUGACAGUGAUCAUGUCUCUAUUAAUUGUCUCUGUAAAACAGAUAUCACUACUCAACAUACAUUUUUUUAUUAAUGAACUUUCCUUUUCGGGUCAUUUUUUUGUUUAACCUGGAUUAAGAGACCACCUGUCAUAUGUGACCUUUUUUAUUGACUCCCUUGGAAGGUCACAUAUGACAGGUUCGACUGUAUUGUGCUUUACUGUACAAAAAAAAAAAUUAGUACCCACCAACUUAAGUCCACAUUAUUUUAAAAUCUUUAUAUCAUAUAUAUGGUUUAUUUUACUAAUUCUUUUCUGAACAUUUCCAUUUUUAAAAGACAAUCCUUGCUUUUUAUGAAUGUUGAUGUUUGCUGUGUUUAAUCUGUAAUAAGCCUGGUUUUCCAACACAAACAAAAUACGCCUGAAAGUAGGGAUGGACUUGCUGCAGGACAGUAAAAUACCAUUUGUAUGCGAAGACUGGUAGAAUUAAGUGUAGACCAGUGGGAUUAAGCGAAGACUGGUAGGAUUAAGUGUAGACCAGUGGGAUUAAGCGAAGACUGGUGGGAUUAAGUGUACACAGGCAAUAUUCCUUCACAUGAAAUUCGUGAAAAGGCAAAAAAAGCAAAUUCACAUGAUUUUUUUCAUGUGAAAUUCACAGGAAAAAUUUCAUGUGAAUUUCAUGUGAAAAAAAUAUUCACAUUAAA
Messenger RNA from Pecten maximus, 2329 nucleotides. Its product is annotated as adenosine 3'-phospho 5'-phosphosulfate transporter 2-like. Gene Ontology annotation, molecular function: 3'-phosphoadenosine 5'-phosphosulfate transmembrane transporter activity. Lineage: Eukaryota; Metazoa; Mollusca; Bivalvia; Pectinida; Pectinidae. Gene Ontology annotation, cellular component: Golgi membrane; endoplasmic reticulum membrane. Gene Ontology annotation, biological process: transmembrane transport. The record is from RefSeq and is a predicted model, not a curated record.